Messenger RNA from Rhincodon typus (whale shark), 2366 nucleotides. It is a transcript of the gene snw1, whose product is annotated as SNW domain containing 1. The transcript is spliced from 14 exons. Gene Ontology annotation, cellular component: spliceosomal complex. NCBI's taxonomy places the organism in Eukaryota, Metazoa, Chordata, Chondrichthyes, Orectolobiformes, Rhincodontidae. The coding region runs from base 88 to 1704 and encodes 538 amino acids. The record is from RefSeq and is a predicted model, not a curated record. Gene Ontology annotation, biological process: mRNA splicing, via spliceosome.
ACGCGAUGACAUCAGACGCAAACGUUUCAAAAGUGUGCGACGUGACGUCAGACGCACGGUGGCGGUGACAGCAACUUUGUUGAGAAAAUGGCGCUGACGAGUUUUUUGCCUGCACCAACCCAGCUGUCCCAGGAUCAGCUGGAAGCUGAGGAAAAAGCUCGCUCCCAACGAGUCAGACAAACAGCAUUAGUGGCAUCGAGGAGAGAGCCUCCCCCAUAUGGACACAGAAAGGGAUGGGUUCCUCGCUCAUUGGAGGAUUUUGGCGAUGGUGGUGCAUUCCCAGAGGUCCACAUGGCACAAUUCCCAUUGGAAAUGGGUCGCAAGAAAAAGGCAUCCAAUGCACUGGCUAUUCAAGUGGAUGCGGAAGGAAAGAUCAAAUUUGAUGCCAUUGCUAGACAAGGACAGUCAAAAGACAAGGUGAUCUACAGCAAGUUUACAGAUUUGAUUCCAAAAGAAAUCAUCAAUGAAGAUGAUCCUGAGUUGCAGAGACCUGACGAAGAAAGUAUAAAGGAGUUGACCGAAAAGACACGUUCAGCUCUUGAAAAACAGGUUUCACAGAAAGUUGCAGCAGCUAUGCCUGUUCGGGCAGCUGAGAAACUCGCUCCUGCACAGUACAUCAGAUACACUCCUUCCCAACAAGGUGUGGCUUUCAACUCGGGGGCUAAACAGAGAGUUAUCAGGAUGGUGGAAAUGCAAAAGGACCCAAUGGAACCACCUCGAUUCAAGAUUAACAAGAAGAUUCCUCGGGGUCCUCCAUCACCACCUGCACCUGUCAUGCACUCACCGAGCAGAAAGAUGACUGUGAAAGAACAGCAAGAGUGGAAGAUUCCUCCAUGCAUAUCAAACUGGAAGAACGCAAAGGGUUAUACAAUUCCUUUGGACAAACGUCUGGCUGCUGAUGGCCGAGGACUUCAAACAGUUCACAUCAAUGAGAACUUUGCUAAGCUUGCAGAGGCUCUUUACAUUGCAGACAGAAAGGCUCGUGAAGCUGUAGAGAUGCGAGCACAAGUCGAAAGGAAAAUGGCUCAAAAGGAGAAGGAGAAGAAGGAAGAGAAGCUCCGAGAAUUGGCUCAGAUUGCCAGGGAGAGGAGAGCUGGUAUCAAGACUCAUAUAGAAAAAGAGGAAAAUGAAACAAGAGAACGAGAUGAAAUUCGACAUGAAAGACGAAAAGAACGACAGCACGAUCGCAAUCUUGCCCGAGCAGCCCCAGAUAAGAGGUCAAAGCUGCAAAGGGAUCAGGACCGAGACAUCAGUGAGCUAAUUGCCUUGGGAGUACCAAAUCCACGUGCAUCAACUGAAAUACAGUAUGACCAAAGACUCUUUAACCAGAACAAGGGGAUGGACAGUGGUUUUGCAGGAGGAGAAGACGAGCUUUACAAUGUUUAUGAUCAGCCCUGGAGAACUGGCAAGGAAAUGGCUCAAAACGUGUACAGACCAAACAAGAAUGCUGAUAAAGACACUUAUGGUGAUGAUUUGGACACACUUAUGAAAAACAGUCGGUUUGUUCCAGACCGUGAAUUCUCUGGCACAGACCGCAGGCAGCGUCGUGAAGGCCCUGUUCAGUUUGAGAAAGAUGAAGAAGAUCCCUUUGGUCUGGAUAAGUUCUUGGAGGAAGCCAAACAACACGGUGGUGGUUCAAAGAGACCUGAAAGUGGUCGCUCUAAAGAAUAUGAACACGAGGGAAAGAAGCGAAGAAAGGAAUAGAUGGACUCUGAAGUGCAGCCUGUUGCUGCUUAAUUCAAACCAAUAUCCUUGAUAUUUGUUUCUGAACCAACAUAAUGGAAUAUCAUGAUAGAGUUCCCCACUGGGAGUUUUGACAGAUGUCUCUGUAAAGUAAAAUUCGGUUUGGCCACUUUUUUUGUAAUUGAAAAGCUAGAGUAAACACCGAAGGUCUGCAAAGCAAGAUUUAUAAACAAAAAACGUAAGUCGCAGAAAUCUUUUAAGUCACCAUCUUUAAUUUAAAUUCUGACAAACACCUCAAACUUGCACUGUCAACUUGCUGAUUCAGUGACCUUAUUUUGUCUGCGCCCUUGAGGCAAUUUUCUGUUUCUCUGAACUUGAAGCUGUGAAGAGAAUGAAUUUUUAAUGAGUUAUCUAAUUUCAAUUUCUGCUUUAAUACAAUACCAACAUUAUCUGCAUGGAAUGUUUUGCUGUAAGUUGUAGCUUUAAAACUCAACUAAAUGUAGCCAAGUUAGUUGACAAAGUCACCUCAUCUGCACAGUCCACCGAAUGCUAACUAGGUGGUUAGACAGCAGACAGCACUCAACUGUUGGAUGAAAUUGGCCUUUGUAGCAUAGGUUACUGGCUGGUGCCACUGUUUGGUAACGUUUCUGUUUACUUUUAAAAUAAAGCAAGUCUUUCUUGUG